CGCAGCGCGCAGGCGGUGGCGAAGAGAAGCCGAGCGGGCCGAGCGCGGCCGAGCAAAGCCGGAGCCGGAGCGGGGCCGCAAGAGCCGGACCGGGUCCGGACGGGCCGAGAUGCCCUAUAAACUGAAGAAGGAGAAGGAGCCCCCCAAGCUUGCCAAAGGCGCGGCGAAGCCCAGCAGCUCGAGCAAGGAUGGUGGCGGCGAGAGCGCUGAGGAGGCCCAGCCCCAGCCGCAGCCGCCACCGCAGCCACCACCGCAGCCGCCAUCAUCCAACAAGCGUCCUAGCAACAGCACGCCGCCCCCCACACAGCUCAGCAAAAUCAAGUACUCAGGGGGGCCCCAGAUUGUCAAGAAGGAGCGACGGCAAAGCUCCUCCCGCUUCAACCUCAGCAAGAACCGGGAGCUGCAGAAGCUUCCUGCCCUGAAAGACUCACCAACCCAGGAGCGGGAGGAGCUGUUUAUCCAGAAGCUACGCCAGUGCUGCGUCCUCUUUGACUUUGUGUCAGACCCACUCAGUGACCUCAAAUUCAAGGAGGUGAAGCGGGCGGGGCUCAACGAAAUGGUGGAGUACAUCACCCACAGCCGCGAUGUUGUCACCGAGGCCAUUUACCCUGAGGCCGUCACUAUGUUUUCAGUGAACCUCUUCCGGACGCUGCCACCUUCCUCAAAUCCCACCGGGGCCGAGUUUGACCCUGAGGAAGAUGAGCCCACCCUGGAGGCCGCCUGGCCGCAUCUCCAGCUCGUGUACGAGUUUUUCUUACGUUUCCUUGAGUCUCCCGAUUUCCAGCCAAACAUAGCCAAGAAGUACAUUGACCAGAAGUUUGUCCUUGCUCUCCUGGACCUGUUUGACAGUGAGGACCCUCGAGAGCGGGACUUCCUCAAGACCAUCUUGCAUCGCAUCUAUGGCAAGUUUUUGGGGCUCCGGGCUUAUAUCCGUAGGCAGAUCAACCACAUCUUCUACAGGUUCAUCUAUGAGACGGAGCAUCACAAUGGGAUUGCCGAGCUCCUGGAGAUCCUGGGCAGCAUCAUCAAUGGCUUUGCCUUGCCCCUGAAAGAAGAGCACAAGAUGUUCCUCAUCCGUGUCCUGCUUCCCCUUCACAAGGUCAAGUCUCUGAGUGUCUACCACCCUCAGCUGGCGUACUGCGUGGUACAGUUCCUGGAGAAGGAAAGCAGCCUCACUGAGCCGGUGAUCGUGGGCCUUCUCAAGUUCUGGCCCAAGACCCACAGCCCCAAGGAGGUGAUGUUCCUGAAUGAGCUAGAGGAGAUUCUGGAUGUCAUUGAACCUUCAGAGUUCAGCAAAGUGAUGGAACCACUCUUCCGCCAGCUUGCCAAGUGUGUCUCCAGCCCCCAUUUCCAGGUGGCAGAGCGUGCCCUCUAUUACUGGAACAAUGAGUACAUCAUGAGCCUGAUAAGUGACAAUGCUGCCCGAGUCCUUCCCAUCAUGUUCCCUGCACUCUACAGGAACUCCAAGAGCCACUGGAACAAGACAAUCCAUGGCCUGAUCUACAAUGCCCUGAAGCUGUUUAUGGAGAUGAAUCAGAAGCUGUUUGAUGACUGUACACAACAGUACAAGGCAGAGAAGCAGAAGGGCCGGUUCCGAAUGAAAGAGAGAGAAGAGAUGUGGCAAAGGAUUGAGGAGCUGGCUCGCCUUAACCCCCAGUAUCCCAUGUUCCGAGCGCCUCCACCACUGCCUCCUGUGUACUCGAUGGAGACGGAGACCCCCACGGCAGAGGACAUCCAGCUUCUGAAGAGAACGGUGGAGACAGAGGCCGUGCAGAUGCUAAAGGACAUCAAGAAGGAGAAAGUGCUGCUUCGGCGGAAGUCAGAGCUGCCUCAGGACGUGUACACCAUCAAGGCACUGGAGGCGCACAAGCGGGCGGAAGAGUUUCUAACUGCCAGCCAGGAGGCGCUCUGACCUCCUCACCCUCCCACCACAGGGCCCCAGCCCUCCACCUUCUGCUCCCCACUGGCUGACUUGGGGCAAGGCAGGGCCUCUCUGCUCUAGGGAGGGGGAUGAGGCACUUGAAGCGGGGACACCCGCAGAGUGGUCCCUCUUCUCCCCUGAAAUGUGUUCAUGCCUCCCCGCGGCUAGUACAGACAGGCUGAGCGCGGCAAUGCUCAGCGCUCACACAACUUGGGGAUGCCUGGCCCCCUCCUGCUCCUUAUCCCACAGCUGCCUGCAGCUGCUCUGAGAAAUACACACGGGAAUAACGUGCUCCUCUCCUCUCCCCUGCAGCCCCAGUUGAACUCCAGGUGUCUCCUCCUUGUCUCCCUCCCCUGCAGGCACAUAGGGAGCAGCAGGAGAUGAUUCUCACCAAAGUUAUAUCAAACCCCAUUGGCCCCUGAAGUGAAUUAGCUGGAGGGGAGCCAACCCCCAACAGCACAAAUAGGCCCCCAGCCCCAGCAGUGUGCAGGCUGAUGGGGCUGCAUUAUUUCCUCUUACCCCUGCCUGAUCAAGACAACAUAGGAGAGCAAAAGGAGAAAAGCAUAGGCUUUGGACAGUAGGUGAUGAAUAUAGGGCCCAGAUGGACCAAGAGAAGGGGAUGAACAAACACCCUACCCUGUACCCCCUCUUUGGUGAGCAGCAGCCCUGGGAUCACUGACACGGAAGGGACCAUCCUGGGGCUGACUGCUUUCCUGUGCUGUUGGUCCCCAAAGCUAGGAAGAAGGAAGCAGGGGGCAGUGCCCUAAGCAUGGCUCCCCCCAACACCUAUUUAUUUCCCUGUUUGUGCUGAUGCUGGGCAGGCUCUCACUUGUCCCUUUCAGGAACCUUGGAGGGGCGAGGGGC
Globicephala melas (long-finned pilot whale) is the source of this 2785-nucleotide messenger RNA. RefSeq names its product protein phosphatase 2 regulatory subunit B'delta (gene PPP2R5D). Gene Ontology annotation, molecular function: protein phosphatase activator activity. The record is from RefSeq and is a predicted model, not a curated record. Lineage: Eukaryota; Metazoa; Chordata; Mammalia; Artiodactyla; Delphinidae. Gene Ontology annotation, cellular component: protein phosphatase type 2A complex; cytosol; nucleus. Gene Ontology annotation, biological process: protein dephosphorylation; signal transduction.